CGCAGGGGGGUUACAGUGUGGAUUGUGGUCCUACAGAUAAAAAGUUCGCACGGGAUAUUCUAGCGCACAGGAGGAAAAGUCGUUGAGAACAUGGCAAACAAACCACAGCAGCCUCCUCACCUUCAUCUGGCGGAAUUGAGCGCCACCCAGUUCAUCGACAUCUGGAACCAUUUCGAUACCGACGGUCAGUACCGGAGCACAACGUUAUCCAAAAUGUUACCUUGAAUUUUACGCAGCACUUUUUUGAACGAGGCAUUGUUUCAAAUGCAAACACAAAUGUAAGCUAACAUGUUGGAUAUUGGGAUAGCUCUGUCUAAAAAGUGUUGUUUAUCAUAACUGAAAUUAACUUUUGGUCAUGAUGGAAAAAGCGUAGGCAAUAAAAUGUUGGAUGUUUUGAAUUGUGAUUUUUUGUUUCAUUUUGUGUGGACAAGACAAGAAGUGUUGGACAAAAAAUGCUGUAUAAGCAUUCUAGUGCAUUUACUUUCUUGGCAGUUAGAAAAGCAACUGGAUAACUCCUGGUGUUACUGCUGAGGUUUCUGUUUGAUUUAUUGAUUAAAAAAAAUACACUUUUUAAAUGUAAUUAAUUGUGGGCACUAAAUACUGUAUCCUUAGAAAGGUUAGAAUAGACUACCUGUGUAUUAAUUGAUCAAUGCAAUAUUUGAUUUAAAAAGGUUGAUUGUAUGGAUGCAUGACUUUUAUUCAGUUACUAGAAGAACCCAAUCAGAUAAAUCUAAUACAUCAGUACUACAAUGUAUAUCAGCCUAUCGAUCAAAACGCAUCAGAAGUCUAGGCUAUACCUCAGUGCACCGUGCGCUAAAGGAGGGAUGGGCGUGUGCCACACUGUCGUCCAUUUAAAACGUGUAUGUAGCCUAACCACACAAUAAGUGCCUUUUUUGUAUAGGCCUCUAAAAAAUUUGGCUUCACUAACUUAACUGAAUGCUUAAAUACAGUAAUCAUAUUAUUCCACUGUAUUGUUUUAUAAAGCACGAUUAAACAAAAGAAAAACAUCUGGAUGAUGUCAGGACAGACUCAAGAGUUUCCAUAGGCAUCAUAACUGAUGGUUGGAAUCCUGCUUUAAAAAGGUGCGUCUAAAAUGUAACUAAAUGUAUGAAAAGAGGAGGGAGUUUGUCAACCGAAUUCCUACAGUUCGUCACAAAUAAAAGUUUAAUCCAACAGUAUUAUAUUAAUGUAAUUCACUAUACAGAUGAGUUGUCGGCUCAAUUCAAGCGCACGAGCCCACGCCCCUCCAAGCGUAUUAUUCCUGGGCAUCCUCUGGGCAUAAUCGGUUUCCCCUAUUGAUUGUGUUACUGCACAUUCCGUCCCGGCCAUUUGUUGAAGCGGAAUGAUAAUCCUCGAAGCGUGAAUAGUCUCUCGGAUUACAGUACUAGUUCCCUCUGGGUGUUUAGUUAUCUGAGCACAAACAGGGAUUGGUGCUGUUGGUCCACCCUAUAGGGCCUAUACUGUGCUGUCUCUAUGGAUUGAGCAUUUUCUGCAAAGACAACAUGACAUAGGGAUAUGGACAUGGUACUCAGUGAAUUGCUGGUCUGGUGCAAGUAGGCAUAACCAAAGUAGGCUAGGCCAGAACAUCAGAUCAUGCGAUUGGCCUACCGAUUUUGCCGCUGUCCAUCGUGCUGAAAUGAUUAGACCCAUCAACAAUGUUGCUGAACAUUUUGCUAUAGAGAACACACAGAGAGAUACCUGACUAAUGUCUGUCUGAUAUUGACAUUUCAGUAAUGCAUAAUUUAUGAUGCAGUUAUAAUGCAUUGCAAGACUUGGCAUGAUCAUGUUGUGGUCCCCUGAUAAUGUAUUAUAGUAUUGUAGCUUUUCCCUGUCUUGUGGGGAAGAGGUUAUCAACCAGCUGGUAUUUGUUUUAACAGUUCAUCACUUUUUUGGGGUAUGAGAUAAAUAAUAAUAACACCAUAAUGAUUGCCAAUGUUUAUCAGCAUUUGUUAUUCACAUAAGCCUAGAAUAUAAUUAUGUGUCAAAAAUGACUCAAAAUGAAUGAUGGUAUAGGCUAACUCAAGAUCAUAAUGAGAUGAUAGGCCAUAGAGGUCAAAUGUGCCUAAAACAAGUCACAUAAUGCAUUCUGAUUGCAUGACAGUAUGCUACUCUUAAGUUGUCACCUUCUGAGGGAUACCUUUACAUUUAAGAAUAAAUAGGUAGCUUAUAUCAGAUAAUGUUGGAGAUGGCUAAUGUCUGUGACCACAAAGUGGGACAUAAACCAAUACAAUUGGCCACAUUCUAUUGCCACAACUGUUUAGAUAAAUAAGCAGUAUUCAUUUGUUAUUGGCAAUUCUCCAAUGAAAUAGAAAAAAAGUAAAUGAGUAGAUAAUUGAAAAAUAAUGGGACACUGCAGUACAUAGGCUACUUUGGUCUAGUGUAUAUCACAUCAUCAUACACAGCAUACUCUGCAAUAUACAUGCACACCUUCAGCUUGUUUUUGAUUUAUUAACACAUAUACAAAGUUCAUACAAAGUUCAUAGACAAUGAGCAUAUAAAACCACUGGAUCAUAUUGGUCAUACUAACAUGUAAUGAUAAAGUAAAUCAUAUGUAAAGCUAUUAUAAAAAUGUAUACAUGUCAAUAAAAUAAAGAGACAAUAAAAUAAAAGUGCAUUAUGAUGAUAUUGCUAGAAUCAUAUCCGCUCUAUAUAGAGCAAUUUAUGUUUUCGGUGUAAUCAAAUGCAAAUUUGCUUUGUUCAUAAUGAUAUGUACUUGUUCUUCUGGUAAAUAUAAAACUGAGUGCUUCCCCGAGACUUUCGGUACUCAGGUCCAUGCAAAUGUCACUAGGAUCCACAGGCAAAUUAAUACACAGGCAUUUGCAAGACAUUUCAAUCGUGAAGCUGAUAGGAAAGGCAUAGUUGAUAUUUGUCAAAAGCCACUAUAAUAACCAUCUCACUGGUCUCCCUCGAUUUAGCAACAUUAAGUUUAAAGCUCUAUCAUUUCCUUCACCAUUAUUUAUAGACAUCCAAAUAAUCCUGGCAAGGGUGCAACUAGGCACAUUUAUUUGAAGUUGGGAUUCCUGCAUUGAUUUCGUACACUGUCUUGCCAGGCAGAGAUUUCCCCAUUGUCUUUUCAAAUAACUGGACUUAAAAGGCUUUGGAGGCCUCAAUUAGAGGGAGAUGGAGAGAGAGAAAGAGAGAGUAAAAGUGCAUUUCAAGACUGGGAGACCCCUUCAAGGGAUUUAAUUAAGCAGUUUCCAACGUUUGAGUGCAAGCUCACAAAUCACGUCAGCCAGAGCCAGCCUCGCAGCAUGCUAACCAUCUGGACAACAAAUUAGUUAGUUAUUAUGUCAGUCAUUGAGCCAGCCAUCCAAUCAGCCAGCAAGCAAGCAAGAUAAACGUAGUUCUGGAGUAUUACUGUAAAACAGGGACGCAUUGGCCUAAUUUGCUAUCAAAUUUGUACAAUCUCACUUCUCAAUAAUCACACUUUCACAGUGGUACUACUAUACAUUACACAGGGAUCUUUGAUGCUUCACAGUCACUGCCUGUAUGAUAGAUAGUAUUGGGCUGAUUUGUCAAAUCCCUGUUUUCUCUGCUGCAGGCAAUGGCUACAUUGAGGGCAAGGAACUGGAGAACUUCUUCAGGGAGUUGGAGAUUGCACGGAGAGGGACCGGAGUGGUAAGGGAAUGAUCCCUGGGCCUUGACUAAGGGCUCAAUUCAACCAAACAUGUCAUAGCAAUGUUUAUACAGUAUCUCUGUUUACAUAACUACUGCCCACAUACAUUACGUACUGUACGUCUCAGGCCUAUUCUGUCUCUGAUGGGUCUAUGUGGAAUUUUUUACAGUACUGAAUCCAAUACCAUUUUGUAACAUUAUUUCUAUAGGGAUAUAUUACUGUAUGCUACAGCAGAUAUAUUGUAAUGCUGGAUUGACUGACCACUUUCAAGGAAAGUGUCAUAGCUCUGGUCUUUAAUUAGAACAGUAAAUAUGUUUUGGAUUUUAUUAGGUGAAACCAAAGGAGUACAACCUCAUGCAAACAAAUAUUGGACAUAGUAAUUGGUGUAAUGUGAGUUUACUUUAACAGGCUAACAGGCAAAGGUACAAAGUAAUUCUACCACCAACUUUCCAACUUUUACUGACAAUAGUAAAGGUAGUAUUUUGUUUGUUCUUUAAUCCAACAGUCAUAUGUUGGCAUCUCCUCACUAAUCAAGGUUGUAGCCUAUUCUGGUAGGUUGUUCAUUGAGUUCCGGAACAAGCCCUAGAGAUAUGAACUCAUGUCUAUAAGCUGUCCAGUCUGUCAAGGACUGGCAGUAAUUAAAAGGCAACUGAUUUGUCCAACCAAGAGCUAAUUAAUUAUUUAAGCAACAUCAAAACAACAAAGUUCUCCAGAGAGUGCUCCCACAGAUGGAAAAUAUUCUCUUUCUUGGGAGGAGUCAGUGCAAUAAUCUUUCUGUCACCACAUCUCGUGUGUGUACAACACAGGAAUCAGAGAGCUUCAGUAAUCAUGUUACAUAUAAUCUCCCAGUAGCUGCAUAAAGUCUGUGACUAGAAGAUGACGAGCCCUUUAGCUGGGGAGAAGACGCUUGUCUGUUUUAGAGAAACAAUCUCUCAGUCUGCCCAGUGUAGCAACCACUAAAAUCUAAAACUAGCCCUGUCACAACAAUGUGCGUGACCACAGUCCUAUAACACGAGAGGAUGGUUUGCGUAAAAAAAAAAGAUCUUUACUGAUGUUUGUGUCAUGACAAACUGAUAUUUGCGUGUAUUUGUGCAUGUGUUAUAGGACCCAUCAAACUCCACUUUCAGAGAGAAGAUGAAGGAGUUUAUGCAGAAGUUUGACAAGAACGCAGAUGGGAGAAUUGAGAUGUCAGAGGUGAGCUGACAUUUUUUCCUUUUCAGAUCAAUGAGGAUUUGAUUAUGCUAAUGAUAAGUAUUACCAGUGAUCUCGGGCAGUUUGCAAAUCAAUGCAGAAAUAAUCAGAUACUAUUAUGGUAGAUGUGUUCUGAAACUGUUGAUGAAUCGAUGAUCUAUGCUUCAUUCAAGUAAUCUUCGUCUAAGAGAUAAGAUUCUAUUAUCAAACACAGUAUUUUUCACACUAUCAAACACAGAGAAGCAAAGGUUAUCUUUUUUCUCCCUAAUUAAUCUCUCUCUUUCUCUUCUUCUCCAGCUGGCUCAGAUUUUGCCCACAGAGGAGAACUUCCUGCUUUGCUUCAGAGAGUUUGUGGGAUCCAGUUCUGAGUUCAUGGCGGUAAGUGGUGAAAAUAGAUGGUUUGAGUAUUAAUUUGGUUUGAGUAAGAAUGUGAAGACUCGUACAGGCUAUUUAUAAUGUGUGUUGGUGGGAUUGGAAAUACAGAGCUACUGUAAUAAAGCAGAAUGAAAAACAACAAUUAAACAAAGCAAUUAAAACCCACAACAAUCCACAUUUUGGAAUCGUUGCCCAGCCCAAAUCAUACCCAAAUCAUAUUAGGGAAUUGCACUGAAAGUAAUACAACAUUUGAGAGAAAAGUUUCAAUGUAAAAAAAAGUCAUACUCAAAGGUUAUUUUUCUCUGUCAUGUGUCCUCUGCCAAGAGAAAAGCCACAAUCACUCACUGGUAGAGGAGAUGAAAUUCCAGAGACUCUUGACAGCUCUGUCAGAUUAGUUCUCAUACAGUGUAAAUGGAAAGAGUUUGAUUAUCAGUGAUACCAGGAGGGACCAUCCAGUCACCCACUGCACUCCCAUUAUGUCAAGGGCAGGAAGAAUUAAAUGAGAAAGAGAAAAUUAGGCUUUUUAAUCACCCGGUGUGGUAACAAAGACUUUUAAAGGGAUCGAAUGAGGAAGUACAAACUUCUAUUUUCAGAAUCAUAUAUUAUAGAUGUGAGGCUGUAAUUCUCAACAGACCUGGAGAGGGAGGGCAUCUAUCUUUGAUAAGAGCCCUUUCUGGAAACAGGGACAGCUGCUAGAUUAAAACAUUAAUUAAAAAGCAUUUCUCUCUCCUUGCCCUCUCACAAUGUGUGGGAGAUAGGAAAGAAAUCUGGAAAGUAUAAUGAAGACCCAAGUGUGAUAACGGGAAGAAACAACUAACAAUUACCAGCCACAUAAAUUGGAUAGGAUUUUUUGGUGCUCUUCCUCUCCUUUUGAAAGUGAUCUCUGUCCCUCCAGAGAGUAAUUCAUGAACGUCACAUGCAAUCCCAUUAAUACAAUCCAUUUCGAUUGCUUUGGUGUUAAAGGACAUUGGAUAUGGGGGUGUUUGAUUGUGAGUGGAGGAAUGAGAUGGCUCAUUUACAAUGUGAUUGGUACUACUGUCGGAGCAAGUGAUUGGCUGUGUGUCUAUUUUUUCAUUUCUAAUGUGUGUGACUUUGUGUUUGCAUAUGUAGGCUUGGCGACGAUACGAUACAGAUCGCAGUGGGUACAUUGAAGCUAAUGAACUAAAGGUAUGGUUCCUCACUUGUUAACCAUCAAUGUAAGACAUGUUUACAGUAUGUCCUUUUACAAACUAUGGUAGAGCUCCAACCAUAGUCAAUAGUUGUCUCCUAACUCUCCUUGUCAUUCGAUCCAGCUAUAAGAUGACAAGGAGAUGCAUUAUUAUACUUUACAAUGUAAAUGAAGCUUUAGAAACCAACACCCAAAAACUUGCAGGUAUAGUUGUUGUGUUGAUGCAGUGAGGCAAAUGGGGACUAUGCAUAUUUCUCUUGUCUCAACGGCUGUCAGACAAAGACACUAUACAAAUCUUGACUUGUAAUACCACCCAUUAUGCUGUUGUCUGACACUGAUUAAUUUCUAAAGCGUUUUCUGCUGUCUUAUCUGCAGGGAACUGCAGGAUGUUACUGUAACACAGGCUGGUAGUGAUAGAUAGAAUGGCCCUUUCUGUCAAUGAAGGAUCUGAGAAUGUAUGUGACACUUCCAAUUCUGCGUAAGCCAAUACUUACAUGACUGACGGAAAGCAAUAACUGGGGCCUCAGCGCUAACGUAUAGACGAGCCAGACUCUCUAAGAUCAUAGGAUUUCUUUUAACCUAUUAGGGGAUUAUAGUUAUCUCACUUUUCUCACCUCCACAGGGAUUCCUCUCAGACCUGCUGAAGAAAGCCAACAGACACUACGAUGACCAGAAGCUUCAAGAGUACACACAGACAAUAGUGAGUAUUUUCAGUCUAAAUUAAUCCCUUCCUGUACCGUAUCCAAACCCUUCCUCCAUAGCCGUGGGAAGAAGGGGUGCUGAGGGUGCUGCAGCACCCACUGAAAAAUCGGGGGGAAAUAAAAACAAUAAAUGUGUAUAUUUAUUUACAAAAGUAGUGCACUGGGCCUGUACUAGUAUUAGCGGACCAAUAUAGAUGGCUGUAGCACAGGCAUAAAACAUUUUCAGCAUCUCUGCUUUGGCAAAAAAGGUAGUUGUAUAAUUAAGAACAGUAUCUUGCAGGAUUCAAUAGUUGGAAUUGUAAGAGUUGUUGCCCUGUCCCUUUAUCUGCGAUUGUCAUUCUAAUGGAAUCCAGAAAGAACAAAACCCGUCCUCAAACAUUUACAUCAAAAGGUACAAAGUUAUGGGCAAAGACACAACACAUCCACAUCAAAUAAAAUAUUUUUCUUGAUGAAAUAACAUGGAAAACAACCACUUUUUGUGCAGCAUUAAUUUACCCUCCUUACAAACCACUUAAUGUAAAUGUACAUUACUGUAUUGUACAUAGACUGGUCAUCUAGGUUUGUACCUGUAGACUUUCCAUCACCAUGAAGAAAAACAAUCCACAAUACAGUAAUUGAGUACAUUGAGACAUCAAAUGGUUUGUGACGAUGUGAUGUGAUGGUGUGGCUCAGUUAGUAGAGCAUGGUGCUUGCAAUGCUAGGGUUGUGGGUUCGAUUCCCACGAGGGACCAGUGCAAAACAGUAUGACAAUGUAUCCACUCACUACUGUAAGGAUAAGCUCUGGAUAAGAGUGUCUACUGAAAAGGAAUGAAAAUACCAUUUCAGUUUUCACAUACAGUGGGGAAAAAAAGUAUUUAGUCAGCCACCAAUUGUGCAAGUUCUCCCACUUAAAAAGAUGAGAGAGGCCUGUAAUUUUCACCAUAGGUACACGUCAACUAUGACAGACAAAAUGAGAUUUAUUUUCUCCAGAAAAUCACAUUGUAGGAUUUUUUAUGAAUUUAUUUGCAAAUUAUGGUGGAAAAUAAGUAUUUGGUCAAUAACAAAAGUUUCUCAAUACUUUGUUAUAUACCCUUUGUUGGCAAUGACACAGGUCAAACGUUUUCUGUAAGUCUUCACAAGGUUUUCACACACUGUUGCUGGUAUUUUGGCCCAUUCCUCCAUGCAGAUCUCCUCUAGAGCAGUGAUGUUUUGGGGCUGUCGCUGGGCAACACAGACUUUCAACUCCCUCCAAAGAUUUUCUAUGGGGUUGAGAUCUGGAGACUGGCUAGGCCACUCCAGGACCUUGAAAUGCUUCUUACGAAGCCACUCCUUCGUUGCCCGGGCGGUGUGUUUGGGAUCAUUGUCAUGCUGAAAGACCCAGCCACGUUUCAUCUUCAAUGCCCUUGCUGAUGGAAGGAGGUUUUCACUCAAAAUCUCACGAUACAUGGCCCCAUUCAUUCUUUCCUUUACACGGAUCAGUCAUCCUGGUCCCUUUGUAGAAAAACAGCCCCAAAGCAUGAUGUUUCCAACCCCAUGCUUCACAGUAGGUAUGGUGUUCUUUGGAUGUAACUCAGCAUUCUUUGUCCUCCAAACACGACGAGUUGAGUUUUUACCAAAAAGUUCUAUUUUGGUUUCAUCUGACCAUAUGACAUUCUCCCAAUCCUCUUCUGGAUCAUCCAAAUGCACUCUAGCAAACUUCAGACGGGCCUGGACAUGUACUGGCUUAAGCAGGGGGACACAUCUGGCACUGCAGGAUUUGAAUCCCUGGCGGCGUAGUGUGUUACUGAUGUUAGGCUUUGUUACUUUGGUCCCAGCUCUCUGCAGGUCAUUCACUAGGUCCCCCCGUGUGGUUCUGGGAUUUUUGCUCACCGUUCUUGUGAUCAUUUUGACCCCACGGGGUGAGAUCUUGCGUGGUGCCCCAGAUCGAGGGAGAUUAUCAGUGGUCUUGUAUGUCUUCCAUUUCCUAAUAAUUGCUCCCACAGUUGAUUUCUUCAAACCAAGCUGCUUACCUAUUGCAGAUUCAGUCUUCCCAGCCUGGUGCAGGUCUACAAUUUUGUUUCUGGUGUCCUUUGACAGCUCUUUGGUCUUGGCCAUAGUGGAGUUUGGAGUGUGACUGUUUGAGGUUGUGGACAGGUGUCUUUUAUACUGAUAACAAGUUCAAACAGGUGCCAUUAAUACAGGUAACGAGUGGAGGACAGAGGAGCCUCUUAAAGAAGAAGUUACAGGUCUGUGAGAGCCAGAAAUCAUGCUUGUUUGUAGGUGACCAAAUACUUAUUUUCCACCAUAAUUUGCAAAUAAAUUCAUUAAAAAUCCUACAAUGUGAUUUUCUGGAUUUUCUUUUCUCAAUUUGUCUGUCAUAGUUGACGUGUACCUAUGAUGAAAAUUACAGGCCUCUCUCAUCUUUUUAUGUGGGAGAACUUGCACAAUUGGUGGCUGACUAAAUACUUUUUUUUUCCCACUGUAGAUAAAAGUUGCAUUAGCAAAGUAUUUCAAGAAACUGGAAAACAUAUAUCAAGUAUUAUCAGAUUAACUGUUUUGUACAGAUAAUUAUCAGACUCAAGUUACAAAUGCUGGUAAACACACUUUUCCACAAAAAUAGUUCUGCGCUGGGCCAUUACUAGUCAUGUAUUGGUGGACCGAUAUAGACGUCUUCAGUGCGGGCAACAACAAAAAAAUCAGCAUCCCCACAGUCAGCAGAAAAAUUGCAGUACCCCCAGCCCCAAACUACUAUGCCUUCCUCACAAACUUAUCUGAGAAAUAACCAACACCACCACAUCCUGCACCACAGGAUACAGAAAAUCUAUUUAAGAUAACUAAUAUACACUACCGGUCAAAAGUUUUAGAACACCUACUCAUUCAAGGGUUUUUCUCUAUUUUUACUAUUUUCUACAUUGUAGAAUAAUAGCGAAGACGUCAAAACUAUGAAAUAACACAUAUGGAAUCAUGUAGUGACAAAAAAAGUGUUAAACAAAUCAAAAUAUAUUUUAGAUUUGAGAUUCUUCAAAGUAGCCACCUUUUGCCUUGAUGACAGCUUUGCACACUCUUGGCAUUCUCUCAACCAGCUUCAUGAGGUUGUCACCUGGAAUGCAUUUCAAUUAACAGGUGUGCCUUCUUAAUAGUUAAUUUGUGGAAUUUAGUGUGUGUGAGCCAAUCAGUUGUGUUGUGACAAGGUAGGGGGUGUAUACAGAAGAUAGCCCUAUUUGGUAAAAUACCAAGUCCUUAUUAUGGCAAGAACAGCUCAAAUAAGCAAAGAGAAAGAACAGUCCAUCAUUACUUUAGGACAUGAAGGUCAGUCAAUAUGGAACAUUUCAAGAACUUUGAAAGUUUCUUCAAGUGCACUCGCAAAAACCAACAAGCGCUAUGAUGAAACUGGCUCUCAUGAGGACCGCCACAGGAAUGGAAGACCCAGAGUUACCCAGAGUUACCUCUGCUGCAGAGGAUAAGUUACCAGCCUCAGAAAUUGCAGCCCAAAUAAAUGCUUCACAGAUUUCAAGUAACAGACACAUCUCAACAUCAACUGUUCAGAGGAGAUUGUGUGAAUCAGGCCUUCAUGGUCGAAUUGUUGCAAAGAAACCACUACUAAAGGACACCAAUAAGAAGAAGAGACUUGCUUGGGCCAAGAAACACGAGCAAUGGACAUUAGACCGGUGGAAAUCUGUCCUUUGGUCUGGAGUCCAAAUUUGAGAUUUUUGGUUCCAACCGCCGUGUCUUUGUGAGACGCGGUGUUGGUGAACGGAUUAUCUCCGCAUGUGUAUUUCCCACCGUAAAGCAUGGAGGAGAAGAUGUUAGGGUGUGGUGGUGCUUUGCUGGUGACACUGUAUGUGAUUUAUUUAGAAUUCAAGGCACACUUGACCAGCAUGGCUACCACAGCAUUCUGCAGCGUUACGCCAUCCCAUCUGGUUUGGGCUUAGUGGGACUAUCAUUUGUUUUUCAACAGGGCAAUGACCCAACACACCUCCAGGCUGUGUAAGGGCUAUUUUACCAAGAAGGAGAGUGAUGGAGUGCUGCAUCAGAUGACCUGGCCUCCACAAUCACCCGACCUCAACCAAAUUGAGAUGGUUUGGGAUGAGUCGGACGGCAGAGUGAAGGAAAAGCAGCCAACAAGUGCUCAGCAUAUGUGGGAACUCCUUCAAGACUGUUGGAAAAGCAUUCCUCAUGAAGCUGGUUGAGAGAAUGCCAAGAGUGUGCAAAGCGUGCAUCAAGGAAAAGGGUGCCUAUUUAAAGAAUCUCAAAUAUAAAAUAUAUUUUGAUUUGGUAAACACUUUUUUGGUUACUACAUGAUUCCAUAUGUGUUAUUUCAUAGUUUUGAUGUCUUCACUAUUAUUCUACAAUGUAUCAGCAACAAAAGAGUGAUCAAAUUAAGAUCCUACAUCUGUAGUCAUUGUCUGUAGGUAUUAUGUAAUAUACUUUAUAUGUGAACAGGGGAGCUAUGUAUCCCUUGUCCCGUCAUGCUGGUGGCUGCCAUGUGGUUGAGUCGUUGGGAGUGGGACUCACGAUGUCCUACGGGUUGUGUGUUCCAACAGCAGAUGUUCAAACAUCUGUUUGAACUUCAAGGCCUAAAGCUUGACCUGAAUUACUCUGGGGAGAAAACCAAUCUGUAUUGUUCAGUCUUAGUGUUGAGUAGCAACUUCCAUGUACAACGGACUGACGACAGAGUAGCAUUGUAAAUAAAAUAAAAUGUAUGAAGAGCCAAACUUGUUGUCACAACUGGUGAAGGCCCCUUGCUUUAAUGUCUCUAUCUCGACCUCCCUCCCUCCUUGUCUCUCUCUCUCUCUCUCUCUCGCUCUCUCUCUGUAGCUCAAGAUGUUUGAUCUAAACGGAGAUGGGAAGCUGGGCCUGUCAGAAAUGGCGAGGUGACUGUCAGUAACUGAGAAGAAAUGUUUCUAUUUCAUGUUUGCCUUCAGCAUCCGACACUCCUAACAAGUGUUUCAUGGAAAUGAUUCUCUGUUCUCUGUUCUUCUCUUUUAAGGCUUCUCCCAGUUCAGGAAAAUUUCUUACUGAAGUUCCAGGUGAGGAGUGUGCAAGAGGAACUGAUAGUCCCUUCAAACAAAUGCCUUUUCCACAGUAAUUUGGGCUGAUAAAAAUACCGGCAACAUGAUCAUUUGAUAUUUCAGAACACAAUCAUUAAUUUGCAAUCUAACUCAGUAACAUCAUGCUGUUCUGUUAUAAUAUGUUUUUAUUUCUAAAUGUGUUUUACAGGGUAUCAAACUGACCUCUGAGCAGUUCAAUGCUAUCUUUGCAUUCUACGACAAGGUACAUUCAUGAUAUGUGAUUGGAUAUUCUAAAAGGAUACAGUUUGCUAAAUGCUGUAUGUAUAGUAUUUAACUUUCAAUCAGGUUUGGUGGAUGACUGAGUUGUUUCACUCUCUGUCGUGAAAGCCAUGUCUAUGCAAAACAGUGGUCUUUCCGCUCAUCCGGGUAGGUAAAUAAGCUUUAUUGGUACACCUGCUGUUCUUGUUUGAGUGUUGGUUGAACAUAAAUUCCAUCAUUUGUGGACAGGUGAUGCCAGAUUUCAGGAACAAACUGCUGUUGUGGAAUGGAGUAAUGUCUUGGGAUAAUAGCAUUACAUCUGGCUUGGCAUGUAGUGGAUAGGGAUCUGACUUCAAGCAAGUAAAAUGCCAACUCGUAUCACUCGUGUGUUGUUGAUACCCCUAGAAUUGAUUGUGAUAUAUGGACUAUUUGAUUUGGCCUAAUGCAAAACCUGCACUGUAUCUCUGCCAAUUUCUUGUCGCCAUUGCUUUGUAGGCUACAAGUAUUGUGAUACAUGUUUCAUUACAUAUACAUUGUUCUCUAUUGAAUUACAGUAUGUUGCUACAUUUUCCAACAAGAGCAUGCAUUAUUCUCUAUUGAGGGUUACAUGUUUCACAAUAUUAAACUAGUGAUCCAUAAGACAACUAUUACAUCAGCAUGGCUCCAAACAGCUCACAGACUCCCUGAGUGACAGGUUAGAUCCUGUGACUUAAUAUGCCAAAAGUUUUCAAAUGUGGACUGAAAUGAAAGUGAUGAUGGAGAGUAAAAUUGAAAUGCUUCAGCAGAGCAGAGGGCUUUUUGCGUGCCUAUGUCUGGACUAGAUGCUUACUGAGAGGACUGGGGCAGACGCUCAAUUAUAAAUGAAACGCAGUCCAUGUACACAUGAUGUGUGUCAAACGCUAACAUUUACGUGCAUAAUUAUUUCAUCAUUUUGUGACGGCCCUGAAUAUUUCUGAACCGUCUCAAGGCUUCUCCUUCUAAUAGGGCGCUUCCCCUUUAAUUCCCCAUUAAAUAGCCAGCAUCAGCUGCGCAAAAGAGAAGUUGUGAUUGAGACCUGAAGGAGGAUGUGUACGACCUUCAGUUCAUGAAGCUUCGCCAUGACGUUUGUUUGGUUGCCUUACAGUGUGUUUUGUGGCCUUAAAGCGAGUUUACCCAGGAUUGGAUCCACUCUGUGCGUCUGUGGACUACAACUCUCCGUUGGUUUUCGUGGCCUUUCCUCCGCUGGAGGGCUGUUGGCGGAUUGUCUGACUGACCGACUGACUACAACUUUUUGUAUACGGUAUUUCCUUUGUUUGGGGGUGAUGUAUACUGUGAUUUAUGUAGUUGUGAGGACGUAUUAUUCUUUGGGUAGUCUUUGAUACGCUUUAUAGUUGUGUUACCAAAUAAGUGUUAUUUUGAGGGUAUGAAUAUACUGGGUUUAUGCUACGGACAAGCGUUGCGGGACUAAGGGCACUUGAGCCACGGAACUUAUUUACCGGGCUGGACUCUUUUUAUGCCCGAGGUACAGGACAUUUCUAAAUGAACAUAAGUGCAUUGAUUUGUUAUAUUGUUGUGUGUGGGUGGGUGUGAUCAUUUAUGUUGUGAAUACAACCAAGCAAAAGAAUACACUUGUUUGAAGUUCUUUCCAAGGUUUUAGGGGUUUAUGAAAAGUAUAUUUCCAUCUUGACUUUUACAUAAGUCCUUUGUAUUGGUGUGACUUGACGGACCAGAUGGGACUCAUUCCCUCCCGAACUAAAAGGAGAAACCUAUGCUUUCUCUGGUAGGCACUACCUACCUGGCACCCCUAUAAAUGCCUCAAGUCAAAACCGUUACAUAAAAAAUGGCACCCCAGAUGGGACUUGAACCCACAAUCUCUGGCUUAGGAGGCCAGUGCCUUAUCCAUUAGGCAUUUUUUAUGUAACGGUUUUGACUUGAGGCAUUUAUAGGGGUGCCAGGUAGGUAGUGCCUACCAGAGAAAGCAUAGGUUUCUCCUUUUAGUUCGGGAGGGAAUGAGUCCCAUCUGGUCCGUCAAGUCACACCAAUACAAAGGACUUAUGUAAAAGUCAAGAUGGAAAUAUACUUUUCAUAAACCCCUAAAACCUUGGAAAGAACUUCAAACAAGUGUAUUCUUUUGCUUGGUUGUAUUCACAACAUAAAUGAUCACACCCACCCACACACAACAAUAUAACAAAUCAAUGCACUUAUGUUCAUUUAGAAAUGUCCUGUACCUCGGGCAUAAAAAGAGUCCAGCCCGGUAAAUAAGUUCCGUGGCUCAAGUGCCCUUAGUCCCGCAACGCUUGUCCGUAGCAUAAACCCAGUAUAUUCAUACCCUCAAAAUAACACUUAUUUGGUAACACAACUAUAAAGCGUAUCAAAGACUACCCAAAGAAUAAUACGUCCUCACAACUACAUAAAUCACAGUAUACAUCACCCCCAAACAAAGGAAAUACCGUAUACAAAAAGUUGUAGUCAGUCGGUCAGUCAGACAAUCCGCCAACAGCCCUCCAGCGGAGGAAAGGCCACGAAAACCAACGGAGAGUUGUAGUCCACAGACGCACAGAGUGGAUCCAAUCCUGGGUAAACUCGCUUUAAGGCCACAAAACACACUGUAAGGCAACCAAACAAACGUCAUGGCGAAGCUUCAUGAACUGAAGGUCGUACACAUCCUCCUUCAGGUCUCAAUCACAACUUCUCUUUUGCGCAGCUGAUGCUGGCUAUUUAAUGGGGAAUUAAAGGGGAAGCGCCCUAUUAGAAGGAGAAGCCUUGAGACGGUUCAGAAAUAUUCAGGGCCGUCACAAUUUGUUUCAACCUCCACCCUGCAGCUGAAUCACUGGCAGCUGCUGUCACUGCUAUGGAAUUAUGGGUAAAAAAGAAUGGCGAGAGCAAGAAGCACGCCAGGUCAACCAAACACUAACAUGGCUCACUGUGCCAAAAUUAAAAUGUGCAGAGCUUUGAAAAACACAAAAUGUUUGACAGCACGCAACCAAGACAGUCUGUUUCCCGGCUUCCCAAAGAAAAACCCCACCACUGUAACUUCAGUACCAUGGCCCUUCCCCUCCACAAUGUCUCCUUAUACAUUUAAAGCUUUUGCUCUCGAGCAGCCAUAUACAGUACAUAUUCUUUAUUCAUGAGUGAAAUGUUAAGGGAAGUGUACCUUUUUAAACUUCCAUUGAAAGUAGGGAAUUGAGAGCGGUUCUAAUGCAGGUAUAUGAUACAUUUUACCCCUCGUUCUUCCAGGAUGGAAACGGCUACAUUGAUGAGCAGGAGCUCGAUGCUCUGUUGCGUGACCUCUAUGAAAAGAACAAAAAGGUGAGAUAAUAUGGAAGGUUUGGAGCUCAGCUCUCAUUCCCACAUAAUGCUGAAUUUCUCAUUAUAAUGCGUCAUUACAGAAGCACCAGUAUAGAUAAUGGUGUCUUGUCUUCUCUAAUCUUCUCUCAGGAGGUGGACACCAAAAACCUGAUUGGCUACAAGAAGAGCAUCAUGGCCCUGUCGGACGGGGGGAAGUUGUACCGCUCCGAGCUGGAGAUUGUGCUCUGCAGGGAGCCCAUGCUGUGAACCCUGACAACCAUCGCUGUCUGUUUUUUGACCUCCAUGACCCUAUCUGCCCAUCCUCAGAUCACACCCACCUCCAGCUGCUUGACGACUGUAACCUGGUGCAUGUGCCGGUCACUCCCUUCAUGAAUGUGCAACUGAGAAGCACAAACCAGCUCUCCCUCAUGACCCCUGUCCCCACUCGUCCCUGCAGACUGACCCAGCUCUUACGUUGCUCUCUGCUCAAUCCCUAAACUCUACAUUUAACAAAAUGAAUAAAGAUAAUAAGGUACUUAUGAUAACUAUGAUUGCAAUGUGAACAGGAGAGGAAUGAAAAUGAAUAUGAUACGAUUAUUUAUUCUGAAUGCUUGGUUUGACUUUUCUCCUCUCUUUUUUCUCUGUUUGAUCUGGUGUUUCAUCGUUAAAUUAUUAUCAUGUUACAUUUAGAUUUUUGAUGUUGGGUUUUCUGGCUUAUACUGUUAUAAUGAGGAUGUUAUCGAAAGCAUUAAUUAAAGAUAUCUUACGAU
Molecule: messenger RNA, 16316 nt
Organism: Coregonus sp. 'balchen'
Lineage: Eukaryota; Metazoa; Chordata; Actinopteri; Salmoniformes; Salmonidae
Source: the annotation of a GenBank genome assembly